AUGCGCCCUACGGACCGCCGCGGCUUUACUGUCGCCAUUUUCUGCGCACUUCCAAUAGAGGCGGAUGCCGUUGUCGAGUUGUUCGAUGAAAUCUAUGACCACCAGUACGGCAAACAUUUCGGGGACACAAACUCGUAUACAGUGGGAAGAAUAUUGACACACAAUGUUGUCCUGUGCCAUAUGCCCGGAAUGGGAAAAGUAAAUGCUUCAAAUGUGGCGUCUAAUCUGACGUCCAGCUACACUGGAGUCAGUCUCGCCUUGGUUGUUGGUAUCUGUGGGGGAGUUCCUGUGCUGCCGUCCAGCGAGACUUCAAUUUAUUUAGGCGAUGUCAUCAUCAGCAAUGCGGUUGUCCAAUAUGAUUAUGGCCGACAAUACCCAAACGGUUUUCAGCGAAAGAAAGACAUCCUAGAUACACUAGCAAGGCCACCUCAAGAGAUCCGAGGCCUGCAGAGUCUAUUGGAAACAAACAGGGCACGCAAAAACCUCCAGAAUGACGUUAUCCAGUAUCUCAAGGGACUGGAACAAUCACGGUCAAUUUGGAAAUAUCCAGGCAAUACGUGCGAUGUUCUGUUUAAUGCUUCUUAUCAUCACAAGCAUCGUCAGCAGGCUGCUUCUGCGGGAUGCAUAUGUUUUGACAGCAAAAGCCCUGGUCAGAUAUGCCAGGAGGCUCAAAAGAGUAGUUGCGACAGCAUAGGGUGUGGUGAGGAGGGCAUUGCCCGUCGCCGACUUGAUAUGCAUACAACCACGCCAUCAGUUCACAUUGAAAAGAUUGCCUCUGGUGACAUGGUCAUGAAGUCUGGAGAGCAUCGUGACAGGCUGGCAAUUGGUGAUGGCGUUGCUGGCUUCGACAUGGAAGGAGCAGGGGUAUGGGAUAUAUUGCCAUGCAUCAUUAUCAAGGGCGUAUGUGACUAUGCAGAUAGCCACAAGGAUAAAAGGUGGCAAGCAUAUGCCGCAGCAACUGGCGCGUCGGGUGCAAAGGCUCUCUUGCGGCAUUGGAGUCCUGCCUCCAAUGAAGGUACAAAGCCAAAAAGUCCUCACUGGAUGGUCCCUUUUGGCAGGAAUUUCCAAUUUGUUGGGCGUCAGGAUGAGAUUGCGGAGCUAGAAAGAUUGAUAAUAGAACGGCAAGGCCCAAACAAGAUCGCGAUUAGCGGAUUGGGAGGGGUUGGAAAGACCCACGUAGCACUGGAGCUGGCUUAUCGUGUUCGAGAAAGAGAUGUUGACUGCUCGGUUUUCUGGAUCCCAUGUACUAGUCCUGAAAUCAUUGAGCAGACUUACAUGGACAUCGCCCAGAUGCUUGGAAUGCAAGAUGUCAAACCAGCAGAAGCAAAAGAGCAAGUCAAGGCAUAUCUUCGUCAUAAGGACGAUCUGAAGUGGCUUCUUAUCUUCGACAACGCAGAUGAUAUGGAUAUGUGGACCAAGGGGAGCAAUGGGGCUCCAGCACUGAAGGACCUUAUACCUCAAAGUGAACAAGGUCGAAUCCUCUUUACUACUCGCAAUAGAAAGCUUGCUGUAAAGCUGGCCUCCCGUGAAAUUGCGAUCUCCGAGGUAGAUGAGGAGACUGGUGUGAAGAUGCUAGAAACGGCACUGCCUGGGGAAGACGUGAUAAAAGACCGCGAAACCGCCGUGGCCCUUUUGAGUCAGCUGACCUUCCUGCCCUUAGCAAUCAUGCAAGCAGCGGCAUUCAUCAAGGAAAACAGCAUCAGCCUUGGAGACUAUCUAACUCUGCUACAGGAGCAGGAACCAGAGGUGGUGGAGCUUCUAAGCGAAGAUUUUGAGACAGAAGGGCGUUAUCAGGAUGUCCCCAACCCGGUAGCAACCACCUGGUUAGUUUCAUUUCAGCAAAUCCAGCAGAUUGAUCCACUGGCUGCUGAGUAUCUCUCAUUCAUGGCUUGCGUCAACCCACGAAAUAUACCACAGUCCCUCUUGCCACCAGCAAAGUCCAAGUUAAAGCUGGUGAACGCCCUAGGGCUUCUCAGUGCUUAUUCAUUUAUUUCUGGCCAAGCCAGGGAUAGCCCUCUUAACCUUCAUCGACUUGUACAUCUAGCGACUCGCAACUGGAUGAGGAGAAACCAGCAAUUCACGUUAUUUAUCUGCAAAACAGCAGACCGGUUAAGCGAAGUCUUCCCCAAUAAUAACCACACAAAUCGGAUUCUGUGGCGGACAUAUUUACCCCAUGCAUUAUCUUUGUUAGAAGAGGAUGAGUUUAGAGGUCAGCAAGAACAAUACAUAGGCUUGCUUGAAAAAGUUGGGGACUGUCUGUUCAGUGACGGGAGAUAUAAUGAGGCAGAAGCGCCGUUUUGCGACGUCAGGGACAUACGGGAGAAGCGAAAUGGGGAAGCACGCCUUUCAACUUUGACCAGCAUGAGCAAAUUAGCAUCAGCAUACUUUGGCCAAGGUCGAUACACGGAAGCGGAGGCGCUCAAUAUUCGUGUGUUAGAGACCAGAAACCAGAUACUGGGUCCAGAGCACCCUGAUACCCUGACCACUAUGACUAGCCUAGCAGCAAUAAGCCAUCAGCAAGGACACUUUAAACACGCAGAAGAGCUCAUGGUGAAGGUACUGGACAGUCAGAAUAGAGUGCUAGGUUCUGAACACCCCUCGACUCUGGCCAAUACAUCGAAACUGGCAUCAGUUUAUAUGAUGCAGGGACGAUAUAGACAAGCUGAAGAGCUGUUUACGCAAACAAUGGAGAGAAUGAAGAAGAUGAAAGUGUUCGGCCCCAGACAUCCAACAACCCUGAUCGGCAUGAAUAACCUGGCGUUGACAUACUGGUACCAAGAAAAAUGGCAGCAAGCAGAAGAGCUCGGGACAGAAGUAAUGGAGGCCAAAAGGCAACUGCUUGGAUCGGAACAUCCAUACACUCUGACCAGUAUGAAUAACCUAGCAAUGACAUAUUCCCAGCAGGCCAAAUGGGGACAGGCAGAGGAGCUGAUGACCCAGACACUGGAAAGCCAGAAGAAUGCAUUAGGCUCCGAGCAUGUUGACACGAUAACCAGCAUGUUUAACCUCGCUCAUAUUUGGAGACAAACAGGCAGACACAGCGAUUCCAUUCGAUCCCUGGCUGAUUAUCAUUCUCAAGCCACGUCCGCAAUUAGCCAUCGCCUUGCCUUCUGGCGUUGA
Messenger RNA from Aspergillus pseudonomiae, 3120 nucleotides. RefSeq lists its product as uncharacterized. The record is from RefSeq and is a predicted model, not a curated record. The transcript is spliced from 4 exons. Gene Ontology annotation, biological process: nucleoside metabolic process. The coding region runs from base 1 to 3120 and encodes 1039 amino acids. Lineage: Eukaryota; Fungi; Ascomycota; Eurotiomycetes; Eurotiales; Aspergillaceae. Gene Ontology annotation, molecular function: protein binding; ADP binding; ATP hydrolysis activity.